GAAAAAGUGGUAAGCUAGUAGUAGUGCAGUAAGUAGUUCGUUUUCUAUGGUGAAGAUGGGAAUAACUAGGAGAAGAUCUCUUGCUGGUUCUAAUCUCUUCCUGGUGUUGAUAAUUUCCAUAUAUGUCUGUACAGAUAUGGCAUCAGCGACAAGGUGGCAAGAUAUUUGUACCCUUGGGGAUACAUACAUAGAGAGAGACUAUGCAGCUCCUGGGUCUUGCGACAACUGCAUAGUCUUUUGCAUGGGUCAAUGUUCGAGCUUUGGGACUUCGAUACUAAAAAAUCCGUGCAACUACACUUCACGAACUAAUCCUGUGAAUUGCCAGUGUUGCUGCAGCAAACGACCAUCCACUUCACCACAACUUCCUGCAACUCCUUCAACCGUUGGCCAAUUUACCGACGGAGAUAUUACGGAUAUAUGUACUUUUGCACCUGAUCAAAAGUAUCUACCGAUUAACCAUGCAAAAGGCACAGAUUGUGUUCUCAGUCCUCAAUGUGAGAACAAAUGUCAGGAAAGAGGUCUGUUAAGUGCAGGGUCACAGUGUGUGGGAAGCUUAAUAUCUAGUGAAGAAGCAUACACUUGGAUCGAGCAGUGUUGCUGCCGAACCCCUCCUCCACCACCUCCAUCCCCACCACCUCCAUCUCCACCACCACCACCACCCCCAUCUCCACCUACACCAUCUCCAUCCCCACCGCCACCACCUUCUCCAUCUCCUCCGCCACCACCAUCACCUCCACCUCCAUCUCCAUCGCCAACUCCACCAUCUCCAUCACCACCACCACCACCACCUCCAUGUCUAUCCCCACCCUCACCAGGAACUUGCUGUGGAUGUUGUAACGCGAACAUCAAUAUUCAGAUCUCCGUAAAAUCAGGUUGCAACGCCAAAGUAUUAACACCGUCGUCAUUUUCUGUUGCUAGGUAGCCUCUAAUUAAUUGCUGAAAGAUGUUACUAAUAAAAACGAACGAAAAUAUCCAUUAAU
Molecule: messenger RNA, 980 nt
Organism: Papaver somniferum (opium poppy)
Lineage: Eukaryota; Viridiplantae; Streptophyta; Magnoliopsida; Ranunculales; Papaveraceae
Product: formin-like protein 6
Exons: 2
Coding region: 47-922 (291 amino acids)
Source: RefSeq, a predicted model, not a curated record